This is a messenger RNA of Hyposmocoma kahamanoa, 1615 nucleotides long. It is a transcript of the gene Usp39, whose product is annotated as U4/U6.U5 tri-snRNP-associated protein 2. The record is from RefSeq and is a predicted model, not a curated record. The coding region runs from base 16 to 1491 and encodes 491 amino acids. Gene Ontology annotation, molecular function: cysteine-type deubiquitinase activity; zinc ion binding. The transcript is spliced from 10 exons. Gene Ontology annotation, biological process: protein deubiquitination; mRNA processing; spliceosomal complex assembly. Lineage: Eukaryota; Metazoa; Arthropoda; Insecta; Lepidoptera; Cosmopterigidae.
AUAAACAGUUGUAAGAUGUUUGAAGAAGAAAAACGUGUAGAGCUACCGAAAAAGCGAAAAAUUUCUGAAGAAAAUGGUGUUGGAAUUUCUGAUCAUCCUUUGAAAAGAAACAAUACUAUUACGAUACAGUGUCCUUAUUUAGACACUAUAAAUAGACAUGUGCUAGACUUUGAUUUUGAGAAGUUGUGUUCGGUGUCACUCACUAGGAUCAAUGUUUAUGCUUGUUUGGUCUGCGGAAAGUACUUUCAGGGCAGGGGCACCAACACUCAUGCUUACACUCAUUCUGUGGCAGAUGGACACCAUGUCUUCCUCAAUCUACACACAUUGAAGUUCUACUGCUUACCAGAUAAUUAUGAAGUCAUUGACUCAUCCCUUAAUGACAUAAAAUAUGUUUUAAAUCCAACAUUCACACCAGAGCAGAUAGCUCAGAUGGAUACAAACACAAAGAUGUCACGCGCCAUCGACGGUACUAUGUACAUGCCGGGAAUUGUUGGACUCAACAAUAUUAAGGCUAAUGACUACUGCAAUGUUAUUUUGCAGUGUCUUUCUCAAGUGCGUCCGUUACGCAAUUAUUUCUUACGGGAAGAGAACUAUGCGAACGUAAAAAGACCACCUGGUGACUCGUCGUUCCUGCUAGUGCAGAGGUUUGGAGAAUUAUUAAGAAAGUUGUGGAAUCCUCGUGCGUUCAAAGCACAUGUUUCACCACAUGAAAUGCUGCAGGCUGUUGUUCUAUGGUCUAAAAAAAAGUUCCAGUUUAUUAAACAAAGUGACCCUAUUGACUUUUUGUCAUGGUUCCUAAAUUCCCUACAUAUGGCAUUAAAUGGAACUAAGAAACCCAAUAGUUCGAUCAUCUACAAAUCUUUCCUUGGUCACAUGAGAAUAUAUACAAGAAAAUUACCCCCACCAGAUGCGGACGAUGCAGCAAAAGUAGACCUAAGCAGUGAGGAGUACGCAGAAAUGAUAACAGAGUCGCCUUUCCUGUACUUAACAUGUGAUCUGCCACCCACGCCGCUUUUCACUGAUGAGUUCCGAGAGAACAUUAUUCCACAGGUUAACUUGUACCAGUUGCUCUCGAAAUUCAACGGACAAUCGUCAAAGGAGUACAAAACAUACAAAGAGAACUUUUUAAAAAGAUUUGAGAUAACGCAGUUGCCGCCCUAUUUGAUAUUGUAUAUCAAACGGUUCACCAAAAACACGUUCUUUGUCGAGAAAAAUCCGACUGUUGUCAAUUUUCCAGUCAAAAACGUCGAUUUUGGCGACAUUCUAACGCCCGAAGUGAAGGCCCAGCACAAAGGCAACACGAUAUACGAGCUGGUAGGCAACAUCGUGCACGACGGUACGCCGGAAAAAGGCACGUAUCGGUGCCAUGUGUUACACAAACCUACACAACAAUGGUAUGAAAUGCAAGAUCUUCAUGUAACUAGCAUACUUCCACAAAUGAUCACCUUAACAGAAGCCUACAUACAAAUAUAUGAAUUAAAGCAGGAUUGAAACUUGCUAAUUUCAUAUAAGUAUUAAAUAAAACUAAGUUAGAUUAUAUUGUAUUUGUAAUUUCAUUUCAAUAUUUAUUGAAUAAUUAUACAAACUCCAGAAAGUGGCAUUUGACAUAUUGACC